Molecule: messenger RNA, 2964 nt
Organism: Triticum turgidum subsp. durum (durum wheat)
Lineage: Eukaryota; Viridiplantae; Streptophyta; Magnoliopsida; Poales; Poaceae
Source: the annotation of a GenBank genome assembly
AUGGAAGUGGUGGUGGCGGUGGCGAGCGCUGUGGCGAGCAGCGUGGUGCCUAGGCUGUUGACAGUCUUAGAAGAAAGUUCCAAGGAGUUGAGGGACAUUGAGGAAGACAUCGGUUUCUUGCAUCGAGAGCUUCCCAUGAUUUAUGGUUUGACGGAUGGUCAAAUAUCGCACAAGGAGCAGCCCAGUGGCACCGAGAUCUUAUCCAUGGAAGAAUUCCGUGAUUUGGCACAUAACAUCGAGGACUGCCUGGACCGGUUCCUUCCUUGCGCUGAAUGCGAGGGAGAACAACAAAUCCGCGAUACAAGCAAGUUUCGUGAUGAGAUUGCGAGAUUCAAGCGGGAGCUGGAUGCGGCACAACAGCGAAAAAAGAGAUACGUCGUCGCCGAAUCCAACGUCGACAAUAGCAGCACCGCUGACGAGGAGGAUACGGGCACAUAUGAGGCUUGUCCUGCAGUGGGCAUCCAGGAAGCAAAGGAGGAGGUUUGGGCCUUGUUAGUUGGCGGCGAAUCAAGCAAGCUGAGGGUGGUCUCCAUCGUCGGAUUUGGUGGCUCGGGAAAAACCGCACUCUCCUGGGAAGUGUACAACUGCCCUCAAGUCGCCAAGCAAUUCAGUUGCCGUGCCUGGGUGACUGUGGCGUCCAAUCAAAUACACGGGGUCGCGGCCAAGGAGGCGCUCUUGACGGCCAUACUAGAGGGGCUUCUUGGAGACGAAGCACGGGCGCCCGUGCCACAGAGACUCCUACAACUCCAACAGCAUAUCCGUCUUCUUCUCCAAACCAAGAGGUGUUUAAUUGUAAUUGAUAACAUCAAGAUGGAGCUCUGGGACGCAAUAAAACCAAUCUUCCCAGAAGAAACAGAGAGCAGAAUGCUGGUGACCACAACUAUGACUUCGGUAGCUAAUGCCUGCAGCUUGCCUGACGGUUAUGUUUACAGUAUGAGAUCUCUUAGUGCAAAACAGUCCAAGGAUUAUCUAGACAAGAAGGUUUUCGUCGGUGGAUGCUCACCUGACUGGGAGAGGGGUUCAACUGCAAUCGUGAACAAAUGUGAUGGUCACCCACUUGCUCUAGUUAGUGUUGCCAAAGCUUUGCAAGGUCACAAGUUGACUGGAGAUCUGUGCGAAGAAAUGACCCGCAACCUAUGUUCCCGUAUGGAAGAGAACAAGAAUGGUCACUUCACAAGACUAAAGCAGGUUCUUAUGAAUAACUACAGCAGUCUGCCUGACAAUUCUCUCAAGACCUGCUUACUAUACUCAGGUGUAUUCCCAAAUGAUCGCCCCAUCAGCACGAAAACUCUUGCCAUGCGAUGGUUAGCCGAAGGAUACAUUGGUGACCAAGAGAUUGCCGAUAAGAAGUUGGAUGAGCUAAUUGACAGAAACAUAUUUCGGCCUAUUGACCCAAGCAACAAUGGAAAAGCCAAGGCGUGCAAACCUCAUGGCAUCAUGCACCAGUUCUUGUUGCACAAGUCGGUGGCUUCAAAAUUCAUUGCUACAUCUUUCGGUGCUAAGAACCGAAGUAAUUCCCGGCAUCUCGUUAUUGAGAACCAUAAAAAUAGCACAGCAUGCAACAUGGAACAUGGUACUGGCCGCCUGAAGAAUUUCUUUUCGUCUUUGCAAGGAAAGGUUGAUAACUUCAUUGCAGGGCCGCCCGGCGAGCAGCUGCGCCCACGGUCUCUAACAGUCUUUGGGAGUGCAGAAGAAACUGUUUCAGAUUUGGCUAGUUUUGAGCUUCUGAGAGUAUUGGAUCUAAAAGAAUGCAAUGGUUUGAAUGAAGAACAUAUUGGGCACAUAUACAAGCUGUUGCAUCUCAAAUAUCUGGCACUCGGGAGCUCUGUUAGCAAUCUUUCAGUGGAAAUGGGAAGGCUUCAUUAUUUAGAGACACUCGACUUGAGAAAGACCAAGAUAGAAACAUUGCCGGUGGAAGUCAUUAUUCUGCCCCACCUACUACACCUGUUUGGAAAGAUUAAGCUAAAGGAGGUAAGUCGCAAGAACCGUAAGAAGUUCCUGCAAGGAAAAAGUAAUAUGCAGACUCUAGCAGGAGUUGUUAUUGACAGCAACUCUGCAUUCCCGGAACUGAUGGUUCAUAUGAAAAAACUGACAAAGGUCAAGAUAUGGUGCGAGAUCAUUGACACAGACAUCAAUUAUACCAUGCUCUCAGAGGCCAUUCACAAGUUUGCUCAGGCUGGCAUGGGUACUCCAGUAGGUGCCCGCUCCCUAUCACUCCAUCUGAAUGAUUCUUCCAAAGAUUUGCUUCAUUGCUGUCAAGGCGACAACACAAAUGCAACACCAAGAAAGCUUGGUUAUCUUAGCUCACUGAAACUGCAAGGCGGCCUGAGUCAGUUCCCUCAGUUUGUUAUGUCCCUCUGUGGUCUGAAAGAGUUGUGCCUUGCAUAUACUAAUCUGACAGGAGCUGAUCUUCUACCAGGUCUGCGUAGCCUCCAGUACUUGGUUUAUCUCAAACUGGUUGAAGUCCAUUUUGGGGAUUUAGACAUCAUGGUUGGGGAUCUCCCAAGCCUGCAAUGUCUAUGCCUUGUGAUGCAGGAACCCAUGUUGCCCACUAUCCAAAAAGGAGCUCUGCCGAGACUCACUUCAAUUCAAUUGCUCUGCAAAGACCUAAAAGAUGUUUGUGAAAUCAAACUGGAAUUGUUCAAAGGUCUUCAGGAAAUAGCUCUGGAUUCUAUGGUCAAUCCGGAAACCAUAAAACACUGGGAAGCUGAAGCUAAGGAGCACCCUAAGAGGCCAAGUGUUUUUUUGCUCGAAAGGGUCGUUGAUCCAGACGAAACUAGCCCUUCGGUGAAAUAUGUUGCCCCGUGCCAAGUCGACAACAAUCGCUACACCAACACCUGUGCUAACGAUCACAUGGAAAUUGACCUUGACCAACUCACCCUUCAGACCAAGUACCGCAGGUCUGAUCAAUUCAGAGUUGGCAGCAAGCGAUCUCGAUCACCUCACUCUCCAGGAAGGGUCUGA